AUGGCUCGCAACAGCGAAAAAGCGCAGUCCAUGCUGUUCCGCUUCCGGGCGCAACAAGCAGCGGACAUGGGAAUCAUUGAUCUCGGCCGUACCCGUCGCCCCAAAGCCAUUACAAGCAUCGACUCCGUCCCAACCUGCGAGCGCUGGCGCGGCCAGGUUCUGAAAGAAGUUUCCCGCAAAGUAUCGCGCAUUCAAGAACAAAGUUUGAGCGAUUUCCAGAUCCGCGAUCUGAACGAUGAGAUCAAUAAGCUUAUGCGGGAAAAGUGGGCUUGGGAGAUGCAGAUUCGGAACUUGGGUGGACCGAACUACAUGCGUGGAUCGGGUCGCGUGUAUGACGAUGAAGGAAGAGAGAUUCCUGGUGGUGGGAAGGGAUAUCGAUAUUUUGGUCGAGCUAGGGAGCUGCCUGGUGUCAAAGAGAUGUUUGAGAAUGCUGCACGCCGGUCGAAGGGACCUGCUGAGGAAGAGGGUGCGGGUGCAGGUCGCGGUGGAGAUAUUGCUACCCGCAAGGUUGAUGCCAAUUACUUUGGUUAUGGACUUGAUGAGGAGGAUGGCACAUUGCUUGCUUAUGAGAAACAGAAGGAGAAGGAGUCUAUCGAGCAUCUGCGUGGUCAAGGCGAGGAUGACGCUGAAGAUGGUUGGGAGCCGUUACCUGGCGAUGCUGGCGAUGGGGUUGAGUGGCGACUACCGACACUAGACGAAGUGCAAGAGGAGCUGGUUGAUCGUCGGCGGAGACGGCUCUUGGACAAGAUUUCCUGA
Molecule: messenger RNA, 756 nt
Organism: Penicillium pulvis
Lineage: Eukaryota; Fungi; Ascomycota; Eurotiomycetes; Eurotiales; Aspergillaceae
Product: pre-mRNA-splicing factor ISY1
Exons: 2
Coding region: 1-756 (251 amino acids)
Biological process (GO): generation of catalytic spliceosome for second transesterification step; mRNA 3'-splice site recognition
Cellular component (GO): Prp19 complex; catalytic step 2 spliceosome; post-mRNA release spliceosomal complex
Source: RefSeq, a predicted model, not a curated record